UGUUCAUUCACUCGCAUCGGCCAGAUGACCAGUAUGGUUCGCGUAACUCAUCACCGCUGUCGCGUCCUAUCAACCUCGUAUUGCGCGAUAGCAAAGUGAUCGAAAAGAUCAAUAAUGGACUUGUCGAUGAUAUGUGCCUAAAGUAUCGGUCCUACAUCAUGGAAACGCAAUCGAUGUGUCAGCACGUUUGACGACGAUGGCAGCGCUGGUUCGUCUUAAACGCGGUAGCGUCCAGUUGAGACACGCGGCACUCGAGGUCAAAGCGGCUGUACGAGCGCGACACAUCGUUGCUGGUCUAGUCGCUGUUGGAUUUGCGCUUUGCGGCGCAGUCGAAGUCAGCUCCUCCGUCGCACUGCUAGCGAAUCAGAAAGACAAUCAUGCCAUCAUCGAUACAUCUUGGCACUGCGAUAUGCUGGUCAAUAUCACCAGCCGCAAUCGCACCGAAGACUUCGAAAUUAUAUUUAUGGAGCUGCCACAGGAGGAGCGAGCGGAAUCGAUUAUGCGCGAGGCGUUCUUAUGGGGACAAGUCGCCGGUCCGAUCCUGGGAGGUUGCCUGGUGUGGGGCCGAUCAGGGCCCUCCAUGGUAUUCUCACGUGCAGUUCUUAGCGCCUGUUUAGCGUCUCUAUUAGUACCUGCAGCCUGGCGUGGACCGUCGCAUGUCGCGCUUCGGUUGUUUCAAGGAUUAUGCACCGGCGCAACCAUGCCUGCUGCUCACAUGUUCGCUAUGACCUGGUUUAAGAGCAAUCAUAGAAGCUGGUACUUUAGUUGUUAUGCAGCUGUCAGCGUGGGUUACUGCCUCACUGGAUGGCUGGGCACCGCGGUGGUGCGAACGUUCGGUCGCGAUUCUUUGUGUUACGGUCUGGUUCUUUUGGCACUCUGCUGGUAUUUCGCCUUCGGCCGAUUUGUUAAGGACACGCCAAAGUCCUAUCAACAUGAUACAACUGCGGCUGUGAUACCAUGGGGAAAGUUGCUGAGAUCUGUACCCGUUUGGGCAUCCGCAGUGGCGACGAUGGGUAAUCAGUGGGGUGACGCGACACUCGCACUUGGCAUGACGAAGUACCUGAAGCUUAUCUAUGGAUUUUCUACAGCUAACGACUCAGUGUUGACCACGUUACCUCACAUCGGUCACUUCAUGGCUGCGCUGACCUGCGGCCUCCUAGUAGAUCACGUCCGCGAAUCUAAAAUAGUUUCCACGACCACGGCGAGAAAGUUGGUCGUCUAUACAGCGCACUUCAUCCCCGCGGCCCUUCUCUUCGUCGCUGGUUACGCUGGCUGCCAGGCCCUGGGUGCUGCCUGGCUAGGGAUAGCAGCCCUCCUUGUUUCUGGCACCGCACCAGCCGGUGCACUCGCAGCCAUAGCUGAUCUCGCACCUGCGGAGUCACCGGCGUGCGCCGCGGCCGCGUGCGCUCUUUGCUCCACGCUGGGCGCCGCGGGACUGCUGGCCGCCAAUUACUUCGUCACUCAGGCUCUUCAUGGCUCCAUCGCUGGUUCUUGGCGAUUGGUGUUCGGUGUUGCUUCUGUUGUCUUACUGACGACCGCUGCGGUUUUUCUGGCUCUCGGCAAAGGCGUUCCGCAACCGUGGAUCCCAUCUGUGGCGAGACCGCGGAGUCACGACGUAAUUUACGAGCAAGACGCGUUGGAACUCGAUCACGAAGACGUGGGCGUGCAGACCGAGCCCUUCGUGCCCUAUUCGCUCGAGGACGACAUCGAGAGUUUGAAGAACGUACCCCGCUCUUCAUCCAUUCACUCGAAGAUCUCGGUGGCCUCCAAUUAA
This is a messenger RNA of Atta colombica, 1774 nucleotides long. RefSeq names its product sialin-like. The transcript is spliced from 9 exons. NCBI's taxonomy places the organism in Eukaryota, Metazoa, Arthropoda, Insecta, Hymenoptera, Formicidae. Gene Ontology annotation, biological process: monoatomic anion transport; transmembrane transport. Gene Ontology annotation, cellular component: plasma membrane. The coding region runs from base 197 to 1774 and encodes 525 amino acids. The record is from RefSeq and is a predicted model, not a curated record. Gene Ontology annotation, molecular function: transmembrane transporter activity.